Molecule: messenger RNA, 4898 nt
Organism: Lepus europaeus (European hare)
Lineage: Eukaryota; Metazoa; Chordata; Mammalia; Lagomorpha; Leporidae
Gene: PTK2
Product: protein tyrosine kinase 2
Exons: 34
Coding region: 595-3861 (1088 amino acids)
Biological process (GO): signal complex assembly; protein phosphorylation
Cellular component (GO): cytoskeleton; focal adhesion
Molecular function (GO): protein tyrosine kinase activity; ATP binding
Source: RefSeq, a predicted model, not a curated record
CUGUGCGCCCGCGGCGCGAGGCGUGGGAGGGAGCGCGGCCGUCGGCGCCGGCGCCGCCCCGUCGUAGUCUGCCUCCGUCGCACGGUGCUGAGCCGCGGCCCGAGUCCUCUGACUACUAUGGACAGAAGAAAGAGAAACUAGGAGUAUUUUAAAAAAUCGUUUGAUUUCUUCACAGAGUUAUUGUGGCCUUCUGAACUGUAGAACUGGCGCUCCUGAGUCUUCCAGUUACAAAUGCAGUGCCUUCCUCCACUUCCCAGAGCCCCUCAAGAGUAACGGAAGGGGAGUCCAGUCAUUGUUACGAAGCUCCACAAGGAAAGUGAACAGCAUCCAUAUCGUCGCCUUUGCGAGUGUGUUGUAUUUGGAGACCUGUUGUCCCUUGGUUUUCAUAAGAUUGCGGAAGCAUGAGAAGACUGUAACUGAGAGGCUGGAACACAUUACAGAAGGAACACUUCCCAGAUUUUGCUUCAGGCCCCGAGGAGAGGAGCACACAGGGCAGAGUUUAGUCUUGCUUGUGGAUCGCAGCAGACUGUGCCUGAGAGAUGACCCGGGACGCUGUGUGCGCACUCCUGGCUUGAGCUUUCUAGCAGUGGGUGUAUGGUGUUGGAGCUGGCAGGUGCCGUCUGUAUGGAGAAGAGCGGCUGUAGUCCAUUUCCAAUGUGUUGGGCUAAAGAAUAUGACAGAUACCUAGCAUCUAGCAAAACAAUGGCAGCUGCUUACCUCGACCCAAACUUGAAUCACACACCGAAUCCCAGUGCCAAGACUCACCUGGGUCCUGGCAUGGAGCGCUCCCCUGGUGCCAUGGAGCGAGUAUUGAAAGUCUUUCAUUAUUUUGAAAGCAAUAGUGAGCCAACCACCUGGGCCAGUAUUAUCAGGCAUGGAGAUGCUACUGAUGUCAGGGGCAUCAUUCAGAAGAUAGUGGACAGUCACAAGGUAAAGCACGUGGCCUGCUAUGGAUUCCGCCUCAGUCACCUGCGGUCCGAGGAGGUUCACUGGCUCCACAUGGACAUGGGCGUCUCCAGCGUGAGGGAGAAGUAUGAGCUCGCCCACCCCCCAGAGGAGUGGAAAUACGAAUUGAGAAUUCGUUAUUUGCCCAAAGGAUUUCUCAAUCAGUUUACUGAAGACAAACCAACCUUGAAUUUCUUCUAUCAACAGGUGAAGAGUGAUUAUAUGUUAGAGAUAGCUGAUCAAGUGGACCAAGACAUUGCUUUGAAGUUGGGUUGUCUAGAAAUACGGCGAUCGUACUGGGAGAUGAGGGGCAAUGCCCUAGAAAAGAAGUCGAAUUAUGAAGUCUUAGAAAAAGAUGUUGGUUUAAAGCGAUUUUUCCCUAAGAGUUUACUGGAUUCUGUCAAGGCCAAAACACUCAGAAAACUGAUCCAGCAGACAUUUAGACAGUUUGCCAACCUUAACCGAGAAGAAAGUAUUCUGAAAUUCUUUGAGAUCCUCUCUCCAGUGUACAGAUUCGAUAAGGAGUGCUUCAAGUGCGCGCUUGGGUCAAGCUGGAUUAUUUCAGUGGAGCUGGCAAUUGGCCCAGAAGAAGGGAUCAGCUACCUGACGGACAAGGGCUGCAACCCCACACAUCUGGCUGACUUCAAUCAAGUGCAGACCAUUCAGUAUUCAAACAGCGAGGACAAGGACAGAAAAGGAAUGCUGCAGCUCAAAAUAGCCGGUGCACCCGAGCCUCUGACAGUGACGGCACCCUCCCUAACCAUCGCAGAGAAUAUGGCUGACCUGAUAGAUGGAUACUGCCGGCUGGUGAACGGGGCCACACAGUCCUUUAUCAUCAGACCCCAGAAAGAAGGUGAACGAGCUUUGCCAUCAAUACCAAAGUUGGCCAACAGUGAAAAGCAAGGCGUGAGGACGCAUGCGGUCUCCAUGUCAGAGACUGACGACUACGCUGAGAUCAUAGAUGAAGAAGACACGUACACCAUGCCCUCAACCAGGGAUUAUGAAAUUCAAAGAGACAGAAUAGAACUUGGACGGUGUAUUGGAGAAGGCCAGUUUGGAGAUGUACAUCAAGGAGUAUAUAUGAGUCCAGAGAAUCCAGCUUUGGCGGUUGCAAUUAAAACAUGUAAAAACUGUACCUCGGACAGCGUGAGAGAGAAAUUUCUUCAAGAAGCCUUAACCAUGCGUCAGUUUGACCAUCCUCAUAUUGUGAAGCUCAUUGGAGUCAUCACAGAGAAUCCCGUCUGGAUAAUCAUGGAGCUGUGCACACUGGGAGAGCUGCGGUCAUUUCUGCAAGUAAGGAAAUUCAGUCUGGAUCUGGCAUCCUUGAUCCUGUAUGCUUAUCAGCUUAGCACAGCUCUUGCAUAUCUUGAGAGCAAAAGGUUUGUGCACAGGGACAUUGCUGCGCGGAAUGUUCUAGUGUCCUCAAACGACUGUGUGAAAUUAGGAGACUUCGGGCUGUCCCGAUACAUGGAAGACAGUACUUACUACAAAGCUUCCAAAGGAAAAUUGCCUAUUAAGUGGAUGGCACCAGAGUCCAUCAAUUUUCGACGUUUUACCUCAGCUAGUGACGUAUGGAUGUUUGGUGUAUGUAUGUGGGAGAUACUGAUGCAUGGUGUGAAGCCUUUUCAAGGAGUGAAGAACAAUGAUGUGAUCGGUCGAAUUGAAAAUGGGGAAAGAUUACCAAUGCCUCCAAAUUGUCCUCCCACCCUCUACAGCCUUAUGACGAAAUGCUGGGCCUAUGACCCCAGCAGACGGCCCAGGUUUACUGAACUUAAAGCUCAGCUCAGCACAGUCCUGGAGGAGGAGAAGGCUCAGCAAGAAGAACGCAUGAGGAUGGAGUCCAGACGACAGGCCACGGUGUCCUGGGACUCUGGAGGGGCUGACGAAGCACCACCCAAGCCCAGCAGACCCGGCUACCCCAGUCCAAGGUCCAGUGAAGGAUUUUACCCCAGCCCGCAGCACUUGGUCCAGACCAACCACUACCAGGGCUCUGGCUACCCUGGCUCACAUGGAGUCACAGCCAUGGCUGGCAGCGGCUACCCAAGUCAAGCAUCUCUUUUGGACCAAACAGACUCCUGGAAUCACAGAGCCCAGGAGAUGCCCAUGUGGCAGCCCAGCACGGAGGACUCUGCAGCCCUGGAUCUCCGGGGGAUGGGGCAGGUGUUGCCAGCCCACCUGAUGGAGGAGCGGCUGAUCCGACAGCAACAGGAAAUGGAAGAAGACCAGCGCUGGCUGGAGAAAGAAGAGAGAUUUCUGAAACCCGAUGUGAGGCUCUCUCGCGGCAGCAUUGACCGGGAGGACGGCGGUCUUCAGGGCCCGACUGGAAACCAACACAUAUAUCAACCUGUGGGUAAACCAGAUCCUGCAGCUCCACCAAAGAAACCACCACGCCCCGGAGCCCCUGGUCACCUGGGCAGCCUUGCCAGCCUCAGCAGCCCUGGGGACAGUUACAACGAGGGCGUUAAGCUUCAGCCCCAGGAAAUCAGCCCCCCUCCCACUGCCAACCUGGACCGCUCCAAUGACAAGGUGUAUGAGAACGUGACGGGCCUGGUGAAGGCUGUCAUCGAGAUGUCCAGCAGAAUCCAGCCGGCCCCGCCGGAGGAGUACGUGCCCAUGGUGAAGGAGGUCGGCCUGGCCCUGAGGACAUUGUUGGCCACUGUGGAUGAGACCAUUCCUGUCCUCCCAACCAGCACACACCGAGAGAUCGAGAUGGCGCAGAAGCUGCUGAACUCUGACCUGGGCGAGCUCAUCAGCAAGAUGAAGCUGGCCCAGCAGUAUGUCAUGACCAGCCUCCAGCAGGAGUACAAGAAGCAGAUGCUGACGGCUGCCCACGCCCUGGCAGUGGACGCCAAGAACCUGCUCGACGUCAUUGACCAAGCUAGACUGCGAGUGCUUGGGCAGACAAGGCCGCACUGAGCCUGCCCGGGAGCGCGUCUUCCUGCCCUCACUGGAGGUGUUCUCGGCCUUCCACCAGCAGCGAGGAGUUAACCCCGUGUCCUCGGUCCCAGCACUUCACAGCUCCGACUCUGGAAAGACAGCUGGUUGAAAGUCGUCUCUCUUAUAAGUUUAACCACAUUUUAAUUUGGGUUUACUUUUUUUUUUUAAUCAUGAUAUUCAGAAAAGUCCAGGAUCCUAAAAUGUGGCAUUUUUCUGAGAGUGGAAAUUCUACAUAAGAAGCUUUUAAGAAUCAAGAAGAAUGGCUCUGUUCACCGUAGGAUGUGUUUUAGUGGAAAUGGCCAAGGGGUGGCGUGUUAACCUCUGAGCCACCUUCGCUGCAUGUUCAAAGAAGAGUAUGACCUGAAGAAUUCCAGGAAACCCGAGAGGCUGAGAAUUCUUUGUCUGCCAUGGAAUAUUAUCCAGACUGGAACUUUCGUUUGUUAGUACACCCUUCCGUUGCGAUAUGCUAACCCCACUUUACAAAGAAUAUUAAAGCUCUAUUUUGAAGACUUGAGUCGUUUCAGAACAACUGCCACCCUUUCUGAAUUUCCGCCUUUUCCUCUCAUGUGAAUAUGUGAAACAUUUGGUUGGAAACUAGCUGUAGGACACAACUGAAAACUCUUCUUCUCACCAGAAUAAUGUGCCAGUUUUUUGUAGCAAUGUUGUUUCUCUUGGAAGCAGAAGUGCUUUAUACCAGAGCGCCUCCAAACUGCAUCGAAAAGUUCCAGAACCAUCCCUGUUUUCCAUUUUUAUAUAAUUUAUAAAGAAAAGAUUAAAGCCAUGUUGACUGUUUGGCAGCCACUGGAGCUCACUAACCCAUCGUGUGUGUCUUCCCAGGAGAGAAUUACGCAGAGGGAUUCGGGUUUCUUCGGAUGUCCAGUUACACCUUCCAUUCUGUUAAAUAACGUUGAAGAAUACGCCCUCCCUUUAGUGUGUUGGGGGAUAUAAAUUAUUCUCAGGAAGAAUGUAAUGACCUGUACAGUUACUUCAGCCUAUUAAAAAGGUGUUACCAGUGA